CAGUAACAGGAACCAUCGAGAAGGGGCGGUAGUGAACAGAUUGUGUCUGCCUUGCAAGAUGUUUUCACUUUGGAGUAGAAAACAAUGAGGGUUAUUAAUGGUAAAUGCAUCUGUUGAAGUUGUAGGGUUUGUUGUUUUUUUCGUUUUUUUUUCUCUACAAAAAAAGUCUUAGUUAAACAGCCAAUACACUGUUUAAAAGUUUAGGUCUGGUUAUUUUAAAUAGAAAUCUAUAAAUGUAUUUUCUGUCACUUUUAAACAGUCGAAUACAUCCUUAGCUAAAUAUAAGCUGGAAGAUGGAAGCUUUGUCUAUAACACAUUGUCAGUUUCUUGAUGUUUGCGUUGUAUUACUGUUUCUGUGUGUCCUUCAGCUCCUAGACAUGAAGGUAUUUGUAGACACAGACUCUGACAUCCGGCUAGUCAGGCGACUAAAAAGGGAUAUCACGGACAGAGGGCGUGACAUUGUGGGGGUCAUUAAACAGUACAACAAAUUUGUCAAGCCAGCGUUCGAGCAGUACAUCGAACCCACUGUGCAGGUUGCAGAUAUUGUGGUCCCAAGAGGUGGAGAAAACUUUGUAGCCUUGGAUCUGAUUGUUCAGCAUGUUCACAGUCAGCUAGAAAAGCGUGAAAUCACAGUGAGAUCAGCCUUGGCAUCUGCCCAUCAGGGUCAACCUCUACCUGAGACCCUGAGUGUCAUGGAGAGCACCCCACAGGUCAGAGGAAUGCACACUAUUAUCAGGAAUAAAGAAACCCGUCGGGAUGAAUUUAUUUUCUAUUCAAAGAGAUUAAUGAGGCUUCUUAUAGAGCACGCACUGUCCUUCCUGCCUCUGAAGCCGGUGUCUGUUGAAACUCCUCAAGGAACUGUAUAUGAAGGGAAGAGGCUGAGCGGGAAAAGGAUCACUGGUGUGUCCAUUUUACGGGCAGGAGAGACCAUGGAACAGGCCUUGAUGGCUGUUUGUAAGGACAUUCGACUCGGAAAGAUCCUCAUUCAGACCAAUCAUGACACGGGAGAGCCUGAGCUCCAUUACCUUCGUCUUCCCAAGGACCUCAGUGAGGAUUAUGUUAUCCUGAUGGACAGCACUGUGUCAACAGGAGCGGCAGCUCUCAUGGCUGUCAGAGUCUUACUUGAUCAUGAUGUCCAGGAGGAUAAGAUCUUCCUGAUCUCUCUCCUCAUGGCGGAGAUGGGCGUUCACUCAGUGGCCUACGCCUUUCCCAAAGUGCGCAUCAUCACCACUGCUGUGGACAAGAAUGUCAACGAUGAGUUUCACAUCAUUCCAGGGAUUGGUAAUUUUGGAGACCGUUAUUUUGGGACUGAUGCUCCUUCAGACUGGUAUGAAAGUGAUGAUGGGAUGGACUACUGAAUUUCCUCAAGACCUGUAUGUGAGCAAUUGUAUCCGCACGCGUCAGAGAAGGGAACUUUUAAGUACAUAAUCUCAUAUGAUUGUGGACCCAUUGCCCAGCCCUAUAUAAGCCUUAGCCGCAGGACUAAGUUGAUUCUCAAUACAGGUUAAAGCAAUAAUGGACCCCUAAAUAUGAGAGAUUACUACUCAAUAGCUUUCCUUGCAGUGCCCACAUGACCAUCACAAUUUAAGAAUUUUUCAUUAUUACUUGAACUUAGAAAUGAUAAGAGUGGAAAAAUAAGGGCAAACCUUAGUUUCUUCAUGGGAGUGUUUGAAAUGGUAUGCUACCAAACUACCCUGUACUGUUUUUCAGUAGUAUGAGUAGACAGUAUAUACUGUGUAGAAUAAUUGAUUGCAAACACCGCUCAUACUUAGUGUUUGUUAACUGGUUUCAUGCUGUCUUGACUUAUCUUUCAUUGGUAUAGCAUAUAUAGCAUACAUAUGCAUUUGAAACGCUUGGCCAAACUGACAUUUCAUAGUAAGUGAGCAAAACAUGCCUGCUUCAAUUUAACCUGCCUUUAAUGUUGCUGCUUUGCUAAAAAUCUGCGUAAAUGUUACUACCUUGAAUAGUAAUUAAUAUAUGUUAAUA
Molecule: messenger RNA, 1986 nt
Organism: Carassius auratus (goldfish)
Lineage: Eukaryota; Metazoa; Chordata; Actinopteri; Cypriniformes; Cyprinidae
Product: uridine-cytidine kinase-like 1
Exons: 10
Coding region: 294-1358 (354 amino acids)
Molecular function (GO): ATP binding; kinase activity
Source: RefSeq, a predicted model, not a curated record